AUGGCUUCAACAAAUGAUGAUGAAGAGGAAGAGAGUGAACGUGAAAGUGAUGAAGACUCCAAGGAAGAAGAAUGCACAAAUGAGGAUGCCAACAUGUGCUUCAUGGCUUUGGAGGAACAUGAAGAUGAGGUUGCUGCUGACGAUGCUACCCAAACCCAAACCCAAACCCAGAUCAGGAGCCAGUCUGCAGCUGGGGAUGGCAGCCAAGCGGAGAUCAUAACCAUGGAUGCAAGUUUAUACAAGGCCGCAGCAGAUGGUUACAUCCAUGCCCUCCAGCAAUUCCCAGAAGUUGAUCUUCAGACACAGUUAAGCCCCAAAGAGAAUUCCGUCCUCCAUAUUGCAGCCCAAUUCGGUCAGCUUCGCUGUGUUAAAUGGAUGCUUGAAUUUCCUUGGUGUUCAUCGCUACUGCAUCGGCAAAAUCUGAAAGGGGACACUCCACUUCACCUUGCAGCAAGGGAAGGGCAUUUGCUGGUGCUGAGAGCUCUCAUGGAUGCUGCAAAACUGCUUCCCCUGGAUAUUGAAAGUGGGAUUGGAGCAGAAAAGGCGAUGUUGAGGUUGACCAAUAAAGGGGGCGACACAGCCUUGCAUGAGGCAGUCCGGUAUAAUCAUUCUGAGGUGGUCAAGUUCUUGAUUAUGGAAGAUCCAGAGUUCGCCUAUAGUGAAAAUAUUGACGGUGGGACUCCUCUUUACAUGGCUGCAGAGAGGGGAUUUGGUAAAUUGGUUGAAAUAAUCAUAGACAACACUCAUACUUUCCCAGGUUACACUGGCUUCACCGGUAGAACUGUUUUACAUGCUGCUGUAAUUCAUAAUAACACAGAAAUGACAAAGAAGAUACUGGAAUGGAAGCCAGCACUGACAAAAGAAGUGGAUGAGAACGGAUGGUCUCCUCUUCACUGUGCUGCAUGCAGAGGCUGUAAUACAACAAUAAUAAGGCAAUUGUUAGACAAGUCAGAUAAGUCUGUACCCUACCUUAGGAUCAAAGAUGGCAACUUAACGGCCCUUCAUAUAGCGGCAAGGCAUGGGCGUAUGAAGAUAGUAGAGAUACUGGCAUCACACUCUCCAGACUGUUGUGAGCAGGUUGAUGAUAAGGGAAACAAUGUUUUCCAUUUUGCCAUGAUGAAAAGGAAGGCAUAUGCUUCUGGUGAUCUCUUAAGGAAUAGGUGGUUGAGAGUGACUGGACUUAUAAACGAGAAAGAUGGUGAGGGAGACACUCCCUUGCACCUCCUCGCGUCUCACCAAGUUUUUGACCCCCCUUUUGUUUGGGAUGAUAAAGUGGACAGAAUGGCCUUCAACAAUCAGAGAUUCACAGCUAUGGACAUAUAUUCUAAGGCCAAGAACGCCUGCAUUUACCUUAUUCACCAAUACUUUGGUGAAAUUAGUGUGACUCAUAUUGGACCCAAGAGGUGGCAAGAGGUUACAAAGGGAGACGACGAUAGCGGUAGAAGCCAAGGCAAUGAAGGAAACAACCAAGACACCUCUAACUUGAUUAAGAGAAAAGGUGAAACCCAUCUGAUAGUAGCGGCACUCAUAGCAACGGUAACUUUUGCAGCGGGUUUCACCCUGCCUGGUGGUUAUAAUCAGAGUAAUGGCAUGGCAAUCCUAUCAAAGAAAGCAGCCUUCAAAGCAUUUGUGGUGAUGGAUACCAUAGCAAUGGUGCUCUCCGUAUCUGCCGUAUUCUAUUAUCUUUUCAUGUCAUUGCAUUCGAGAAAGGUGUUCCUUGACAAACACAUAAUUCGUGGCUUUUUGCUUACCAUGUUUGCUAUGGUAGCAAUGGUGGUUGCUUUCAUGACGGGCUUGUGCAUAAAGUCAGGAUUCGCUUCAGCAAGAAAUCUGGAGCUAUUUUAA
Molecule: messenger RNA, 1845 nt
Organism: Vitis vinifera (wine grape)
Lineage: Eukaryota; Viridiplantae; Streptophyta; Magnoliopsida; Vitales; Vitaceae
Product: ankyrin repeat-containing protein At5g02620
Exons: 5
Coding region: 1-1845 (614 amino acids)
Cellular component (GO): plasma membrane
Molecular function (GO): protein phosphatase 1 binding; protein phosphatase regulator activity
Source: RefSeq, a predicted model, not a curated record